Ictalurus furcatus (blue catfish) is the source of this 3705-nucleotide messenger RNA. It is a transcript of the gene cert1a, whose product is annotated as ceramide transporter 1a. The transcript is spliced from 18 exons. Gene Ontology annotation, molecular function: phosphatidylinositol-4-phosphate binding. Gene Ontology annotation, cellular component: Golgi apparatus. Gene Ontology annotation, biological process: ER to Golgi ceramide transport. Lineage: Eukaryota; Metazoa; Chordata; Actinopteri; Siluriformes; Ictaluridae. Bases 545 to 2380 code for a protein of 611 amino acids. The record is from RefSeq and is a predicted model, not a curated record.
CAGCGCGCGACUAAACCCGAGUUUAAAUAAUAACGAAUCGGUUAGAAUUCUCACUAAAAGCCGUUAAUCUGCUGAAGCGCCUCGUGACGUGUCAUUAGAACAACCGACAUUUUAGUCGCUGUCUUUUCUUUUUUUCCUCUCUCUCUCUCUUUUUGACUGUCGAAACCAAAAACCGAGCCUUCUGGCAGGAUUUGUAAGGAGAGAAAAGUUGUUGUUUAUGAAAUUAAAUAAACGACCUUGAACUAAUCCGAAAUAAUCUGCUGUUUGUUGUUAUGUCGUUAGCUUGCUAGCUAGAGCUCCUGUUUACUCACAGCGCGCGAGGGAUUUACAUCCACUCAGAGUGUGUUUGUGUUUGUGUGUGCGUGUGUGUCCGCGUCUCAACUUUUAGUUCGGCACGUCUCCAGAUAAAUAAAAAAAAAUACUUGCAUUCCCGAGAUAGAUAAGAAGAAGGACUUUUAAAAAAUAAUAUAUAUUAAAAACGGAGAAAUAAGAGGUUGUGUAAGAUAGCUAGCCGCCUGAAGUGAACUUGUCGCAGUUAAGUCUGAUGUCUGAUCAGAGUUCAGAUGAAGAUGUGGAUCCUGAAUCGGAGCAAGCGGAGGAGCUGGCAGGAAUCCUCAGCAAGUGGACCAACUAUAUCCACGGGUGGCAGGACCGCUGGGUUGUACUGAAGAACAACACAAUAAGCUACUAUAAGUUCGAGCACGAGCGAGAGUAUGGCUGCCGAGGGUCACUCUGCCUCAGCAAAGCUGUCAUCAAGCCUCAUGAGUUUGACGUGUGCCGCUUCGACAUCAGUGUAAAUGAUAACAUUUGGUACCUACGGGCUGAAGAUCCCGAACUCCGGCACCAGUGGAUCGAUACCAUUGAACUCCACAAGGCUGAAUCAGGCUAUGGUUCAGAGAGCAGUCUGCGGCACCAUGGAUCCAUGCUGUCCCUCACUUCUGCUACAAGCGGCCUCUCAACCACCUCCACAUCUUCCUUUAAGAAAGGCAACAGUCUCAGAGAGAAGCUGGCAGAGAUGGAGACUUUCCGGGACAUUCUGUGCAGACAAGUGGACACACUGCAGCACUACUUUGACAGCUGUGCAAGUGGAGAUUUCAGAGAUGAGUUCUUCAGGGACAAGGUAAUGGAGGAUGACGAAGAUGAUUUUUCCACCUUACGGCCAGAUGGAGACUACCUCUUCAACAACAACAGCAGCAAAGAGCAGUUAUUCUCUAUGGCCAGCUCCAGAGGUCCCACUGGCAUUGAUUUCAAAGGUGAAGCCAUCACUUUUAAAGCCACCACAGAAGGCAUACUCUCUACAAUGUCCCACUGCAUUGAGAUCAUGGUCAAACGUGAGGAGAACUGGCAGAAGCGACUGGAUAAAGAAAUAGAACAGAGGAGGCGAGUAGAAGAAUCCUAUAAGUCAGCCGUAACAGAACUGAAGAAGAAACCUCACUACGGAGGACCAGACUACGAAGAGGGACCAAAUAGUCUCAUCAAUGAAGAUGAGUUCUUUGAUGCUGUAGAAGCAGCUCUGGAUAAGCAAGACAAGAUUGAGGAGCAGACUGAGAAGUGCAGGACCACUUGGCCAUUUACACUUAGCUCCUCUGUUAAUGCUCACAAAUACACCAACAAGCCUCUUAGUCAUGCUUCCUCAGUGUCCUUUCUCGACUUAGUCAGUGCUUCCGAUGAUGUGCACAGACUCAGUGCUCAGGUGGAAGAAAUAAUACACAGUCACAUGACCCACUCUUUACAAGAUGUAGGCGGAGACGCUAAUUGGCAACUUGUUACAGAGGAGGGUGAGCUGAAGGUGUACAGGAGAGAAGUGGAGGAGAACGGCGUCGUGUUGGACCCCCUCAAAGCCACACAUGCUGUUAAAGGGGUUACAGGUCAUGAGGUCUGUCAUUACUUCUGGGACACAGCCUUCCGGAACGACUGGGAAACAACCGUCGAAAACUUCAGUGUGGUAGAGACAUUAUCAGACAAGGCGAUGAUUAUUUACCAGACUCACAAGAGGGUGUGGCCUGCUUCACAAAGGGACAUUCUUUAUCUGUCAGUUAUACGCAAAAUCCUCUCCACCAAUGAGAAUGAACCAGAUACGUGGAUUGUUUGCAAUUUCUCUGUAGAUCACGACAGAUAUCCACCCACAAGCAGGUGUAUCCGUGCCAAAAUCAAUGUGGCCAUGAUCUGCCAAACGCUCGUCAGUCCACCAGAGGGCAACAAAGAGAUCAGCCGAGACAAUAUCCUCUGUAAAAUAACUUAUGUAGCCAAUGUGAAUCCAGGGGGAUGGGCACCAGCAUCAGUCUUGCGUGCGGUGGCCAAACGUGAAUAUCCGAAAUUCUUAAAGCGUUUCACAUCUUAUGUUCAAGAUAAGACCAGCGACAAAGCAAUCCUCUUUUAAAACAGGUUGCCAUCCUCCUUUAAACAUAUCCACAAGAGGCCUUAUCCAUCCCAUCACACUCUUAAAUCUCAAUCUGAGCAAGAGCUUCCGAGAACUACUUUACCCAGAAGUCUUUUAUCCACUAAUCUUGUGAAACACAAUGUUCUGGAUCAGGAAUAUCAAUGUUCUUAUACCAGGUUCCAGAAGAUCGGAAGGUAGUCGUUUUACACAAUGAUUACAUAUACAGUACAGUCUAGGGGAUGUAGGGAUGUUUUAGGGGAUGGUUACCGGUUGUUUCUGUCUGCUUUGGCUUUUUAUAAGAGUUAAGGUGUUUACUUUGUAAAUAUUGGUAUUCAUAUUACUUGCACAUUGUUUGACUAACGUCUUUAUUAAAAAUAAAACACUAUAAGCUUGAACACCUUUAAUGAAAAGCUUUCUCACUUAAUAACAGGUUUCCUUAGGCCUUAUAUAGUUUUCCUUUGUCGGGGUAUAAUUUCUCUGCUUUGAUCGAUAAAGAAUGUGAAGAGCUUUAAAUACAAACUUUUUUUUUUUAGUGCCCUAUGUCUUAAUGUUAUGUAUAUAAUUUUGUGUAUGCUGUAUGUAUGUGGUAGAGGUGAAAACAUGCAGGAUGCAGAAGUUGAAGAACUGGAUGGCGUUAUUUUUUUAAUUGGGUUGUCAGAUAAUUACACUGUUAAAAAAAUUUAAAAAAUGGUGAAGAUUAAUAUCCACUUUUGUAAAUGUUUAGUUAAACAUUUCACCAAAUAACGCAGAACUACCUUCCUUUGAUCGUUCACUUUGGAUAUGCCCUUAUGUUAUACACAAGGCAGAAGUAUAUUUACCAGGUAUUCACUCGUAAUGGAGGAGCGUCAUUUCAUGAUUUCAUUGGUUCUGAAUACAAUGUAUCAUAUUUAUCUGUAUCCUUAUUGGACAGAAUAACUUGAAGCAUAUACAGUACAAGAAGUGUUGUUGUUGUUGUUGUUGGUAGCCCAUGCUCAAAGUGAGAGUUUUGGGUUCACCUUAUUAUAAGACUUAAUUUUGUUAACCACAAAGAAGUCUGUGUUAAUGUUAAUAUUUGCACUAAUUAUAAGAGCGUUGCUUUACAAUCAGUUUAGACAUAUUGCCAAAUGAGAAUCGUAUGUGUGUAUGAAUUUAUAGAGGGUGGUAUGUAUGAAAAAUUAUACACAUUAUAAUGCCUGUUAAUCUGUAACACUGAGCUUUCCGGAAUCAAUUAAUCUUUUUUUUUGUUUGUUUUUUUUGAGGAAUUUAUUUGUGAAUAUGCAGUAAGUAAAUGUAUCGUUCAUAUGUUUAUAGCACUUUGGAAUGAUUAAAGCAUAUGAUUAUGUGAA